AUGGCUAACUCCAACAAUGACAAUAUUGCUCUUCCUAUUAGAGAAGAGGAAGAAGAAGAACAACAUCGAGCAUAUGCCAUCCAAUUAUUUAGCUUUCUCUCGCUCCCCAUGACGAUGAAUGCAGCCAUUGAUCUCGAUGUAUUUGAGAUUAUAGCUAAGGCCGGUCAUGGCGUGAUGCUCUCCCCUUUAGAGAUUGUAUCUCAAAUCCCUUGCAAGAACCCUAUCGCACACAUCAUGCUUGAAAGGAUGCUCAAUCUUCUCACUAGCUUCAAUAUCUUGACUUCCGUUACAACUAAUGAUGAGACACGAUACGGGUUGGCCCCUGUAGCGAAAUAUUAUGUGAGGAACGGAGAAGGUGUUUCACUUGCACCAUUAGUGACAUUGUUUCUAGACAAGGUCUUUGUUAAUAGCUGGGUUCAUUUGAAAAAUGCUGUUGUGGAAGGAGGUGUAGCUUUUGAUAGAGAAAAUGGGACAAAUCCAUUUGAUUAUAAUGGCACUGAUCCAAGGUUCAACAACUUGUUUAAUCGGGCCAUGAUGAACCACACAAAAACCGUGAUGAAUGAUUUGCUAAUGGAAUACCGAGGCUUCCACAAAGACAUGGAAAGCAUAAAACUUGUGGACGUGGGCGGAGGCCUUGGUUAUACCCUCAACAUCAUUAUUUCUAUGUAUCCCAAAAUCAAGGGCAUUAACUUUGACUUGCCUCACGUCAUUUGUCAUGCUCCUCCUUAUCCAGGUGUGGAACACAAAGAAGGAAAUAUGUUUGAAAGUGUCCCCAAGGCCGAUGUCAUUUUCAUGAAGUUUAUACUCCAUGAUUGGAGCGAUGAACAUUGUUUGAAGUUACUCAAGAACUGUUACAAAGCGUUGCCUUCUAAUGGAAAAGUGGUAUUGGUUGAAUGUGUAGUUCCAGAAACGGUCGAUAACAAAUCAAUCGGGAGGAGCAUUUAUCAACUUGACAUGAUUAUGCUAGCAAUGUGUCCUGGAGGGAAGGAGCGAACCCAUAAGGAAUUUCACGUCCUAGCCACUCAAGCGGGCUUUGCUGGGAUUAGAAUUGAAUGCACUGCCUUUACCUACUCAAUUAUAGAAAUUUAUAAAUAA
Molecule: messenger RNA, 1095 nt
Organism: Impatiens glandulifera
Lineage: Eukaryota; Viridiplantae; Streptophyta; Magnoliopsida; Ericales; Balsaminaceae
Product: caffeic acid 3-O-methyltransferase-like
Exons: 4
Coding region: 1-1095 (364 amino acids)
Biological process (GO): methylation
Molecular function (GO): O-methyltransferase activity; S-adenosylmethionine-dependent methyltransferase activity; protein dimerization activity
Source: RefSeq, a predicted model, not a curated record